Messenger RNA from Penaeus indicus, 5453 nucleotides. It is a transcript of the gene PIG-O, whose product is annotated as GPI ethanolamine phosphate transferase 3-like. Bases 362 to 3487 code for a protein of 1041 amino acids. The record is from RefSeq and is a predicted model, not a curated record. NCBI's taxonomy places the organism in Eukaryota, Metazoa, Arthropoda, Malacostraca, Decapoda, Penaeidae. Gene Ontology annotation, cellular component: endoplasmic reticulum membrane. Gene Ontology annotation, biological process: GPI anchor biosynthetic process. The transcript is spliced from 8 exons. Gene Ontology annotation, molecular function: mannose-ethanolamine phosphotransferase activity.
UAUCUAUGAGAAUAACAUUGAGCAAAGAGAAAGGGAAGCGAUAAAGGCAUCCGGCGGCCGGCUAAAACUCGCGAUUUCUUAGCAAGAGGAGCGGAGGAUAUAUUUGUUGUUUUUCAUCAACUAGAGUCUGAAGUCCUAUGUUAAAGGAGGAAGGAAAAGAAGAAGAUAUUAACCAGUACAGUAUCUGUCAAGAUUGACGCUGUCAACUAGAGCCAAUGACAACACUUUCGGUCUUAUUUACGUUGAAAGUACAGUAUUUUUCAAUAAAAUGAAUAGGGAGUAAGAAAAAUUUCUACGUUCUGGAAUGUCAACGACAAUUUUUUAACAAGUGUAGAAUCGUAAGGAUUUAUGACAUUCAAGAAUGUCAGAAUUCAAAAUUUCACAUUGCGUGAUUCCAGUGCUUUGCUUGAGUGAGCUGUUUGUAAUAGGCUUGCUAGUGUUCAGCCAUGGAUUUCUUUUGACUAGACAGGUUAUUGAUAUUAACUCAACUUGUCAUGGUUUCACCUCAGAUGAAAUCAUUGAUGCUGAUGUGACAAGAAAUACAGAGCAGCUGGACUCACAGAAUGGGUGCUGGAUGAAACCCUCCUUUGAAAAGGCUGUUAUUCUUAUUAUUGAUGCCUUACGGUAUGAUUUUGCACAUUUCAAUGUUUCUCUGAGGAAAGAUGAUGCCACACCUUAUCUGAACAAAAUGCCAGUGUUUAGAGAGAUCAUGGAUGCAAAACCCAAAGAAGCAAUGUUAGUUCCCUUCAUUGCUGAUGCCCCCACAACCACCAUGCAAAGAUUAAAGGGGCUUACAACAGGUAGCCUCCCUACCUUUAUAGAUGCAAGUCAGAACUUUGCCAGUGAAGAGAUAAGCGAAGACAACAUUAUUGAUCAACUUGUCAAGCAUCAGAAGGAAGUGAUAGUUUUGGGUGAUGAUACAUGGAAUGGCUUAUUUCCCAAAAGAUUUAAAAGAUCGUUCCUGUUUCCAUCAUUCAAUGUAAUGGACCUUCACACCGUAGACAAUGGAAUUCUCCAACACCUGGAAGAAGAAUUGCAGAAGGAUGAUUGGAAUGUAAUGAUUAGCCAUUUCUUGGGUGUGGACCACUGUGGCCACCGAUAUGGGCCCGACCAUCCUGAGAUGACAGCAAAAUUAGCACAAAUGAAUGACGUGAUUAAGAAUGUGGCAGAUCGUAUAGGGAUGGACACACUACUUUUGGUAUUUGGCGAUCACGGCAUGACCAAGACAGGCGACCAUGGUGGAGACUCUGAAGGCGAAAUAACGGCUGCUCUCUUUGCCUACAGUCCUGGACUAAAUAUGGUUCCUGCCAACCCAGAUAGCAUUCAUCCAAUACAGGUGUCACAAGUGGAUAUUGUUCCCACUCUUGCACUGGCCCUUGGUGUUCCCAUCCCGUUCUCUAACCUGGGCAAGGUGGUGGAAGAGUUGCUGGCCAAGAAGGGAGAAUCAUCGGAGGAAGUCUUGAGCAAGAAAGUUCAGGCGCUUGCACAAAAUGUUCAGCAAGUCCGGAAAUACUUGCAGGAAUACAAGAAAGUUGGCAAUGAACUUUUUGGAGAGUUGUGGAAUAGAUUGGAAAAAUUGAAUGAGAAAAUAAGUAAAGAUUUAAAUGAGCUUACUACAAGAGAAAAGAAAAUGGCCUAUACUGAAUACCUAAAUGUUGCAAAAAUGAUGUGUGAAACAGUCUGGGCAAAGUUCAACAUAGCAGAAAUGACAAGUGGUCUUAUUCUGAUGGUUACAGUUAUGGCACUUAUUGUGUUGAUGGUGCUCAGUCAAGCGAAUGAUGUAUUGGUCUUGAAGAGGCUGCUCCUCCUUACUGUAGGAGUCAAUUCUUUGUUCAUUUUUACUCCUUAUGCCAGUAUUUCAGUGAUGGGAUAUGUGGCAAGUGGAAUGAUAGUUCUUUGGCUAUAUUUCCACCAUAGAUAUUUGAAUUGCAAGUGCUCAGAUAUUAACAUCACAGAUGGCUUUUCUCUGUUUCUAAUACUAUGCAUAUACUUAGGGAGUUUUUCAAACAGUUAUGUUGUUGUAGAAAAUUAUGUAAUAUCAUUCAUGCUCUUAUCAUUAAUUAUAAUGUAUUCAGUUAUUUCCUUUUUGAGGCGACAAAAAAAGAAGAAUAUGAGUACACUAUCUUGGAAGAAUGUAAAAGUGUCUUUAAAUGUCCGCAAUGUUGUAUGUUUUAUGGCUGUGAUUGUCCUGCUGGUGUCUGUACGAGGAAGCUCUUCAUACUGGAAAUGCCGUGAAGAGCAGUCGUGGUGUGUUCCCAGCCAGGUUCACACCCCCAUGAAUGGUCUGCCAGAGAGCUUCAGAAACUGGAGAUACUUUACUAGCUUGUUUGCCCUUAUUUUGUUGGUGUGGUUGCCUCGACGAUGGCUCAUUAUGUGUGGCAAUUUGAAUGGUUCAAGGCUGGGAGUUCUUUUAGUGAAUUAUGUCCCAGUCAUUACAGGGGUGUUUGUAGCUGCUCACUGGGCCCUACAGGCUGCACCUCUGCAGAACUCUCCACUCAGUGAGCAUGUUGUAGUCCCUCCACGAUUAACAUAUGCUGUUACUAUGUUAUUUGUUGUAACCUUGUACUGCAUUCCCUUGCUGAUAUAUGAGGUGCCUCCUAAGAAAAGCUUUGGACCUGUUGUUAACCAUCCUUAUGGUUUUGUACCUCAAGUGUAUCAUAAGCUCAUUGAAAAAUACCAUGAUGGUAACUCCAAGAACUCCAAUAUUCCUGUAGUAUAUGGACUGGCUACAGCAGUGUCUGCCCCAGUGGUAAGCAUAGUGACUGCACUCUUAGUUGUACUGACUAUGCUUGCUGGUGAUGGCUUGGCACCAGCAGUCCUAGUUCUUGUUGUCACUGCAGCAUCUUGCUUCGUGGUACAAGCUGUAUGUUCAUGGAUGACAGCCAAUAAUAUUGAAACGUUGCUGAAACCAUCUUGGGCAGCCCUCUGUGUCUGGUUCAUCAUGAGUGUUCAUGGAUUCUAUGUAACUGGGCAUCAGCCAACCUUCUCCUCAUUGCACUGGUCUGCUGCAUUUGUAGGAUUUACUGGUGAUUGGGGUGGCAGCAACUUCUUCCCUACUCUCCUUGUGGGCAUCAACACUUUCAUGGCACAGAUUCUCUUUGGUUUAUCAUUGCCAUUAAUUGUGUUAGCGCCACUAGCCAUAGGAGUGGCCUUUCCAAGACUACGAGGCAACAGACUAGAGUCUGAAGAAACAAGUCGAGGAGAGUUCUUAUUGGUGGAUCGGCCAGAGAAAGCUAAGGAGGCAGUCUUGUUUACUGCAGUAUCUUACAUCCUUCUCCAUGCAGCAAAAGUAUUUUGUUCGUCCCUCUCUGCAUUUGUUUUACGACGCCAUUUGAUGGUCUGGAAGAUCUUUGCCCCACACUUUAUUUUUGAGGCUGUAGGAUUCUUGGUGACAUCUUGCUGUGUGGUCCUCAGCACUGUCCUCUUCCUCAGAGUACUGAAGGUCCUGUAUGCAUGGAGUGAGCAGCUCCGCAUAAAGAACACUUAAACAACAGUGUCACAUUGUUCUAAAUUAGAAAUUAUUUUAUGGAAAAGACUGUUGUUACAGACAUGUAUAUGUACAUUAAUGGUAGUAGCCAUGUGGUUUUUGUUUUGUCCAUUGAAGAUUUGAGAUGUCUGAUUUGUCAUUAGCUAUAUCAUAUUUUUGAUACUAAAGGAAAAAGCAUUUAUAUUGUGCAGUUGUGUCUUUUGUAUUGGAGCAUUGUUGAUCUGAAUAAUUUCAUAUAUAUGGUUAUAUGACAGUGUAUUAUACAGUAUCAUUGAGAGAAUUGUUUUUAACUUAUAUGAAUAUGCUCCUGAGGACUUUUAUACUAUAAAAUUAAAAUGUAGAUAAUAAAUAAUAUAAGAAUACUAUUCAGACCAAAUGUGUAUCCUUGUUCAUAUUUAAUAUUUUGCUCAAUAUUGUUGUAAACAAUACCUUUAUACAAGCUGUGCUACUAAAAGUUCUUAUUACAGGGUAAGGAGUCUCUCUCUCUCUCUCUUUGGCAUAAUGUUUUUGUGGAAACCAUACUUUUGAUCUCAGAUGUUACAAGUGAAUUCUUUACCAGAAAAUAGGAAUUCAGUAUAAUUAGAUAAUGAGUAUAUGAAAAUAUGCUGUACAUAUUCUAUUACAACAUUUAAACUUCAUUAAUUGAUUGUGAUAUAAUAGAAAUGAUAAUGCUACCACUGCCACUACCACCACUACUACCUUACAUCUACUUCUGCUUCUGCUUCUGCUUUUGCCUCUGCUUCUACAUUAUCUACUACUAUUACUAUUACCACUGCUACAAGUACUACUAGUACUACUACCAGUACUAUUACUAAUACUACUAUUAUUGCUACUACUACUAUUAUUGCUACUACUAUUAUUGCUACUACUAUUACUACUACUACUAUUACUACUACUACUACUACUACUACUACUACUACUACUACUACUACUACUACUACUACUACUACUACUACUACUACUACUACUAGUGCUAGUACUAGUGCUAAUACCAGUACCAGUACCAAUACCAAUACCAUCAUCAGUAUCACCACCACCACAGUUGUUAUUUUUACUAAUACUACUGUUACUAUUCCUACUAUUUUUUCUACUACUUCUGAUACCACAAGUAACCAAGAGUUACUGUGGUAUUUGGGCUAGAUAUAACACAACUAUGAGCAGUUUGCAAACCCUUUUUAAGUGAGUAAUAUGAAAUUUAAGAUGCUGCAUAUAGUUUAAACAUACACUCACAUGACACUGAUGUAUACAUAUAAUAUUAUUUGUAAGAGAUAAGAGGCCAAAUUAUAAAUCAGUUAAAAACAAUGUUAUGGUCUAUUUUUAAAGACAAAGCGGCCACUUGAUUCAUUAAAAAUACGUGCAACAGAUUUUAAAAAGACAUAUUGUCAAUUAACUAAUAUAUACCUUUUGGCCAUGAUCAUGGCUUUCCACAGAAUGUGUGGCUACACUAUUGUAUAUGUCCCCUCAAAAACUUUUUUCUGCUUCAUUUUAACUAUCAGUGAGAUGCAUGUAGUGUCUACAAAUGCAUCUGAUACUACUUGGCAAAUUUCCUCCUCCUGAGCGAAACUCCCUCUGCUUAUGGAUGGAAUAUAGUGAACAGUGGCAUAGAUAAGAAGUUUUAUAGGGGGGGCGGGAAAUGCAGAUUUUCCGACAAAACUGUAAUAAGCAUUUUCGUUUCUUCAUGAUUAUUUUCUGACAAGGUUAGCAAUUUUCCGACAAAUGGCAGUUUAGCUCUAGAGGGGGGUUUUCCGCCCACCCUGACCCCCCCUAUCUAUGCCACUGAUAGUGAAUGUGAAUUAAUAAUUAUGGUACUUUAUGGCUUUAUGGCAUCUCUUCUCUUAAUUUGCCCCAUCACACACCAAACUAUUAAAUAUUAGAGAAUUACCUCUUGGUGUAUCAUUGUUUUUAUUAUUCAGAUAACUAUGAGCCUCUUUUAUUGUUUUAUAUAAUAAAAAUGUAAUUUUGUUGC